This is a messenger RNA of Anneissia japonica, 387 nucleotides long. RefSeq lists its product as uncharacterized. The annotation marks the transcript as partial. The record is from RefSeq and is a predicted model, not a curated record. The transcript has a single exon. Lineage: Eukaryota; Metazoa; Echinodermata; Crinoidea; Comatulida; Comatulidae.
AUGUCUCCAUUGCUCUAUAACUUUUACAUUGAUGAGCUCAAUAUUAACCUAAACCAAUCUAAUUAUGGCUACAUUAUCUCUGAUGUUAAAAUCAACAAUCUCAGUUAUGCUGAUGAUAUGGUGAUAAUGGCUCCAUCUCUCUCUGGAUUGCAGGGGCUUAUUGAUAUUUGUGAGAAAUAUGCAAUUGAACAUGAUAUCACUUAUAAUGCUAAGAAAUCUGUAUGCAUGCUAUUAUGUCCUAAACAGCGCAAGCUUACAGGUGGUAAACCUGAAGUAUUUUUAUGCAAUAGCGAACUUGAAUUUGUUAAGGACUUUAAAUAUCUUGGACACAUUAUAAACAAUGAGCUUAAAGAUGUACAGAUAUUAUGCGAGUAUCGAUGCUUAAGU